Molecule: messenger RNA, 2660 nt
Organism: Polypterus senegalus (gray bichir)
Lineage: Eukaryota; Metazoa; Chordata; Cladistia; Polypteriformes; Polypteridae
Gene: saga
Product: S-antigen; retina and pineal gland (arrestin) a
Exons: 15
Coding region: 1-1191 (396 amino acids)
Biological process (GO): G protein-coupled receptor internalization; signal transduction
Cellular component (GO): photoreceptor outer segment; photoreceptor inner segment
Molecular function (GO): G protein-coupled receptor binding
Source: RefSeq, a predicted model, not a curated record
AUGAGCACAAAAAAGCAUAUUGUUUUUAAGAAGGUCUCCAGGGACAAGUCGGUGGGGGUCUAUAUGGGCAAGAGAGAUUUUGUAGAUCAUGUUGAUUAUGUGGAUCCUGUGGAUGGUGUAGUUCUGGUGGAUCCAGAGCUCCUGAAAGGAAAGAAAGUCUAUGUAAUGCUAUCCUGCAUUUUCCGAUAUGGUCGUGAUGAUAUGGAUGUCCUUGGGCUGGCAUUCCGGCGUGAUAUCUAUGUGAGCACCCGUCAGCUCUACCCUCCAUUGCAGGACCGCAGGGCCCACACCAAGAUGCAAGAACGUCUCCUGCGUAAACUGGGAGACAACGCCUAUCCUUUCUUCUUUGAGCUUCCAGAUAAUCUGCCCAGCUCUGUAGGUCUGCAGCCAUCUCCUACAGAUGUGGGAAAGUACUGUGCUGUUGACUUUGAAGUCAAAGCCUUCUGUGCUGAUAACCAGGAUGACAAGAUUCAUAAACGAAAUUCUGUGCGGCUGAUGAUCCGUAAAGUACAGUAUGCACCAGAGAAAAGUGGCCCUCCACCUACUGUUGAGACAACCCGGGAAUUCCUCAUGUCUGAUGGACCACUGCACCUUGAGGUCAGCCUAGAAAAGCAGACCUACUACCAUGGAGAACCAAUAAAUGUGCAAGUCAACAUCAGCAACAAUUCCUCGAAAACGGUCAAGAACAUUACUCUCACAGCUGAGCAGGUGGCUACAGUGGUCCUCUACUCUAACGACAAAUAUGUUAAACCCGUGGCCAUGGAAGAGGCUGGAGAUAAAGUACCACCUAAAUCCAGCUUUAAAAAGGUUUAUAAACUCCUGCCUUUGCUGGCUAACAAUCGGGAGAGACGAGGCCUGGCCCUGGAUGGCAAACUCAAGCAUGAAGACACCAAUUUGGCUUCAACCACAAUUGUGAAGGAAGGAGUUGAAAAAGAGGUCCUGGGCAUUUUGGUUUCUUAUCGGAUAAUUGUGAAGCUGGUAGUAGGAGGGAUUUUGGGUGACAUUGCUGCUAGUGAGGUUGGAGUGGAGAUCCCCUUUGGCUUAAUGCACCCGAAACCAGAUUCAGUGAAGGAAAGUGAACAAGAAGAGGAAAUGGUGUUCGAAGAAUUCAAACGCUCAUAUUUGAGAGGAUUUGUUGAUGAAGAGAAGGAAGAAGAUGAUGAUGAUGGGAAUGCUUCUCCUGCUGAAUGAGGGCAGUUAAUACUUCAGCAUUCGCUAUAGUGUGGGUCACAAUUGACAGCUAAACAAAGCCACCUUAAUAAAUGUAUUAAACAUAGGUAUAGGACACAAACACACAUGCAAAGUCCCUUGCUUUUGUGAUGGGGCAGCAUUAUCCUCUUGUCAGGAAAAAAAUAUAAAUCUUAACUGUGUGAACAUUAAUCAUAGAAAGGAUCCACUCCUAGGCUUUAUCUAUUACCACAUUAAAGGUAAUACUUGUAUUACGCCACCACUUUCAACCAUAAAAAAAAUGAACCAACCAGAUACAACAUGAGAAAGUCUCAAGAAGAGGAAGCUAUUGACUUAGGGCACGUCCACACUACUAUGGUUCUUGUUAAAAAUGCAGGCAUUAGUCUUCAUUUUUUUCCCUUGUCCACACUAAUCUGCCGUUUUCAGCCUCUGAAAGCAGAGGCUUUUGAAAACAAUCUCUAGUGUCGCAGAUUUCUGAAAACACAGCUUCCGCAUCGUAAUAUUUGAAAAUGCAGACUCAAAUUGCAUUCAGUCCUGUUCGUGCUUAAUUAGCCCUUUCGUCAUUGGAUUCUGCUCAUUCCCUGAUUGGUCACCCUUUACAGAAGAAAAACAAUCCAACACAGCAGACACAGAAAAGUUGAUUUCCAUAAAACUUGUUUUGUUGUUUGCCUGUAUACAUCUAAAUUGGGUUUUGUACAGUUUAAAUGCUGCAUGUUGCACUUUUUCAAAUCUUGUGGCCAGUGGUGAUACCAUUUUUGAGCUGAUGCGUGCAUGCCCAGUGUAGGUGAACGUGUGUGUUCUUAGUCAUUUAAGUGUGUAUAGAGAUGCUUUCAUAAAUGUACAGUAAGGGUGGAAGACAUUUUCAAUUAAAAUAAUAGCUUUUAAAUGAAAACAUAGUAGUGUGGAUGUAUCCUAGCUCUUAGUUUUUGAUUGGUUAACCAAUACUUAAACUGUUCCAAAACCUCUCUUUUUUUGUUGGGCCUCUUUUCUCUUGCACAUCUGAAGCAAAUCUUGGCACCAAGUCACACUCAAACAUACCCAACAAUUGUAGUUGGCUGGUUUGAAGUCACUGGUUGGCUUAACAGAAUGCCUUUGGAUUGGCAGAGGAAACAAUCCCCUAGUGAAAAGUCACAGGAACACAAGGUGAACAUGCUAGUGACACAUGGCACACUAUCUACUUCAUCUGAAUUGUGCAGUUUGUCAUAUAGCUGCUUUUCACAUUCUAAAUCUAAACUAAAUAUAAAUUACUUGUUGAUUCUGUAGUAUCUCUGAUUAAAAUUGUCUCACAGAAUUCAUACUAAGCUGUGGCAGGUGGAGUAGUAGAAAGAACAUCAAGUAAUCUAUGGACAAAUUUGCUCUUAAAGUGAAGAAGGGAAGAAAAUUUUUCUGAACACAUUGUACCUUGUGAUCCGUGUUUCACUCACCAAAGGGUACUUUGAGUGUGUGUAAAAUAUAGAAUCUGAAUCUUGUCA